Molecule: messenger RNA, 2385 nt
Organism: Sphenostylis stenocarpa
Lineage: Eukaryota; Viridiplantae; Streptophyta; Magnoliopsida; Fabales; Fabaceae
Source: the annotation of a GenBank genome assembly
AUGUUUCAAAAAUAUACAAAAGGAAUAUUCUACGGCGACAACCCUUUAAACUACACGCUCACAGUGUUCACUUUACAGGCCUCCUUAGUAUGUUUGUCCACCGCGUUCUUGCGAUUCCUUCUCAUCCCCCUCGGGGAGACUUCCUUCAUUCCUCAAGUGCUGGCAGGGUUGCUAUGGGGACCAUCAUUUUUGGGAAAAGUUGCCAACAUUAGAAAGUGGAUAUUCGCCUCAAAACCUUUCUACUCGAGUGAGGCAAUCUCUCUUUUCGGAACCAUGAUAUUUCUGUUCUUGAUGGGAGUGAAAACUGAUCCAUCCUUAGUGAUGAGAACGGGGAAAAAGACUUGGGCCAUUGGCUUGUGUUGUUGCCUAUUGCCACACGUGUUUAGCAUACCUUAUGUUUUUAUUCUAAGGCACAUUUUGUCCCCGGAAACAGACGUGUACAAGUCCCUAUAUGUUAUUGCAGCUUUUUCAUCAUCUAUUUCUUUUCAAGUCACUGUCAGUCUUUUAGAAGACUUCAAGCUCCUAAAUUCCGAGGUUGGUCGAUUAGCAGUCUCUUCAUCUAUGGUAAGUGGAAUUGUCAGUGCGAUGUGGCAGAGCUUUAUACUCACACGAAAACAAAGAAAUGCGCACAACAUCAGAGGAAGAGGUUCCCCAAUGAUGGCUAUUUCUAUGAUUGUCAUGGUGCUUAUCAUCCUGUGUAUUUUGCGACCUAUCAUGUUAUGGAUGAUACGGAAAACACCCAAAGGGAAACCCAUCAAAGAGUCCUACAUAGUUUCCAUCUAUGUGAUGGUGUUGGGGUGUUCACUAUUUGGAGAGUUCAUUGGAAGGCACUACGUGUUUGGGCCAUUGAUUCUGGGCCUAGCAGUGCCAGAAGGUCCUCCUCUUGGAUCAGCAUUGGUAGAGAGGCUAGAUACCUUGAUCUCAGGACUAUAUAUGCCAAUGUUCUUCUUCGCUGCUAGUGCCAGAUUCAAGCCCGAUCUAGUUGAUUUCUAUAGCUUCAAAAUUGUGCAGCCUUUGGCCAUAACCAGCUUCUUUGGAAAGAUUGUAGGAACCGUAUUGCCCUCACUCUACUGCGAUAUGCCACUCACUGACGGAGUCUCCUUUGGUCUCAUAAUGAGUGCCCAAGGCAUCACGCACUUGCUUCACUUGCAAAAUUUACAUUACUAUCAUAUUAUAGAUGAUAAAUCGUACGCUCAAAUGGUGAUAGCUAUGAUAUGGUUGACGGCAGCUUCCAAUCCUAUAGUGAAAUACCUGUAUGACCCAUCUAAAAUUUACUUGUCUAUAGCAAAGAGGAGGACCGUUGAGCAUUCUCCUACCGGCGUUGUACUUCCCUUGAUGGCAUGCAUACACACUGAAGAAAACACCCCUCCCAUGAUCAAUUUUCUAGAAAUGUCCAACUCCACAGUUGAAAGUCCCAUUUGGUUCCAUGUCAUACACCUGCUUAAACUGAAGGGUAGAGCAAUCCCAGUUUUGAUAGAUCAUCAACAGAAUAGCAGGUCCAUUCCAUUGCACUCUGAUGUUUCAAAUAACAUAAUAAAUGCAUUUAAAUCAUACGAGCAACAAAAACCGGACAAAGUGGUGGUGAAAGUCUACACAUCUAUCUCCCCUUAUGAGACAAUGCACGAUGAGAUAUGCUUGCAGGCUGCACAUAAACAAGCCUGCAUGUUGAUUGUGCCUUUUCACAGGCAGUUUAGAAGAAGUGGGGUUAUAGAUUUACCAAACCCCAUUAGAACAUUGAACCGCCAUUUGCUGAGAACCGCGCCUUGUUCCGUUGGGAUCCUAGUUGAACGUGGGAGCUUGAUUAGCAACAACGCUUUAACAUCUACGUCCUUUUAUAGUGUUGGAGUUCUGUUUAUAGAAGGGCCAGAUGACCGUGAAGCCUUGGCAUAUGCAAUGCGCAUGGCUGAGCACCCCAACGUAAAGGUCUCAGUAAUUAGGUUAACAGAAACUCGUAGGAAAGUUAGACAGUUCCUCAACAGAGACCCUGACACUGAAAUUUUGCACAAGUUUCUGGUUAACUACAGCCAAAUAAAACGGCAUGAUUACAAAGAGGAAGUUGUAAGAGAUAGUGUGGAAAUGAUUGGUAUCAUAAGGACAUUCGAAGGUUGCUAUGAUUUGAUUUUAGUGGGUAGACGCCACGAGGGUGAGUCCUCAUUGUUUUAUGGAAUGACCGAGUGGAUUGACUACCCAGAACUUGGCUCUGUAGCAGACAUGCUGGUCUCUUCAGAUUCUACAUUUGAUGGGUCUGUGUUGGUGGUGCAGCAACAAAAUAAGGUAGGGGCUAAUUUUGUUCAUCAUGAUUUCCAUCAAGAAAAUUCUGUCAGCACGCAAGAACGAGCAAGCAUGGAUGUGCAGCCUCAUAAAAUGGUUAUGCCAGUAGUUUAA